AUGAGCGCACCCGUACCCCGUUUUGCGUACGACACCAUGCCGUUGGAGAAUAGCCGGGCCCACCGCCUGCUGGACGCGGCAGACACUGCGGCGGCGCAUGGCCACGCCGUGGAGGCUCGCGACCUGUACUGCCGCGCCGGCCACUUGCUUAACCUGACCGGGGAAUGGCAGGCCGCCGGCACGGCCUACCAGGACGCUGCCCGCCUCCAGGCCUCACUGAAACGCGGCAACGAAUGCACCGCCACGGGGCUCCUGCAGGCGGCCAGUAACUGCUUCCUCAAGGCGGACAACCACCGCGCCGCGCUGCACUGUCUGCAGACGGCGGCCACGUUCCUCACGGAGUCCGGGACCUUCAUCACGGCCGCCGAGCACUACGUCACCAUGGGGCAGUUGGUGACGGCCGGGGAUGUCGACCGCGGGAUGGCCUACUUUGAGCAAGCGGCCCGCCUGUACGCCGCCAGUAGUAAAACGCACAAAUGCGACCCAGCGGAGAAGGCCUGGCUGACCGUCGGGGAACUGGCGGCCCGGCAGGGCGACUAUCAGCGCGCCAUCACUAUCUUCGAGGGCGUGGCGCAGCUCAACAUCCGCGACGGGACCGCCCCCGAGACCUACGACCACUACACCUUCCCGACUUUCGACUACGUCCGGGCCAACACCUACCUGGACCCGGAGAAGGUCAACACCGCUUAUUUCCGAGCGGUGUUGUGCUAUCUGUGUCGGGACGGGCCACUGGCCGCCAAGAUGGCCGUGGUGCGCUGCGAGGACCGACACCCGGGGUUCGCCGGUAGUGCUCUGCGCGGGAUCCUACGCCAGGCGAUGGGCGACGCGGAGAACGCGUUCACGGUGAAGAGUAUCGAGCAGCUGUUGAAGACGGACGCCGAGAACAUCAAGAAGGGACACGGUACUCCCUACCGCUACGGCGGCGGUUUCAUUGCCUACCUGAGCCUGACACAGUGGAGCCGGGUGAUGCUGGUCCGUGCGCUGGAGCAACUGCGGGCCGCUGAGAAAGAACAGACGCGUUAA
Molecule: messenger RNA, 1023 nt
Organism: Paramacrobiotus metropolitanus
Lineage: Eukaryota; Metazoa; Tardigrada; Eutardigrada; Parachela; Macrobiotidae
Exons: 1
Coding region: 1-1023 (340 amino acids)
Biological process (GO): SNARE complex disassembly; intracellular protein transport
Cellular component (GO): vacuolar membrane; SNARE complex
Molecular function (GO): syntaxin binding; soluble NSF attachment protein activity
Source: RefSeq, a predicted model, not a curated record